AUGUCAUCGACCAAGGUCGACAGCAGCACCGCUGUCGAACGCUGCCAGGCUUCAGUAUGGCACGAGAUGAAGGAUUACAUCGACGCUUCAAUGAAAAAGACUGAUAUCUCCAGCAUUGUCCCUUUCGCCAAUUGCUACAUUUGCCUUGGAGAACUGGACAUCUUUGGCAUCCCUUCCGUCGGUUCGGCUGACAACGCCCGCGCCGCUUGCUUCCUUCCUUGUGGUCAUUUUUUCUGUGUAACAUGCUGGAAGACUUGGAUCCGCAAGCGACCCGAGCCGACGAGACAUGAUAUCGGCCCUACAACUCCCAUUCCUCAAGCAGGUCUUCAAGGCGUUCACCGUCUCGCGUCAAUGGAGCUCGGAGUAUACAACAAGUACGGCCAGUCCAAGCCCGGUCAGGAGAAGAAGCCGACCUGGGGCCGCUGGCCGAAGGAGCUCGACUACAUGCUCAAGCAGCGCGGCUGGACUAAGGGUGUCGAGUUUGUGGAUUGGAAGAAGGCCGAAACGGGUCCUGCCAUUCCGGAGCCGUCUGACGAGACUCCAAGCAACCUGCAGGCUCUGAAUCAAUUCCUCAACCGCAUCAGCCGCUACUGGAAGAAUGCCAUCACUGGACAAACUACCGACACCGAGGAUCCGGAAACUCUGGCGCUGUCGGUGGACUGGAAGUCGAGUCAGCGGGCCCUCGACAACGGCCUUCGCCUAUGCGAUAUGGAGGGCAUGGGCCCCUACUAUGACUGGGACGAGCUCCUUGAAGCUCCGGUCUGGCGGGCCCGCGGCAUCAGCAAGGUCGCUUGCGACCGUUGGGGCCAGGCUUUUGGUCGUGAGGUCCAGGCUCACGCCUUGGGAGGAGUACUAGAGGGUCCCGGUCUUGUCAUCAUGCAGACAGACAACUUCAGCCUUUGCGUCAAAUAUAAGGUGGAGCGCAUUCCGAGGCAGGGUGAGGCGAUCCAAUCUCGUUGGCCGCUGUGGCUGCUCCGUUCCAUCCGGGCUAUCCCCAUCCACGUCCGCUCUGCGAUGAUGUUUGGUUUGGUUCUGUUUUCCUUUUACUUCUUCUGUUCCGUUAUGGUCAGUGCUGUCACUAGAAGUUGGGACUUGGACGUGGUCGGACGGAGGCAGUUUGGGAACAUGGCCGAGCAGAGACUGUCCAAUGCUUCAAUUGAGUCGCUGGGGAUCCUUUGA
Sordaria macrospora k-hell is the source of this 1179-nucleotide messenger RNA. RefSeq lists its product as uncharacterized. Gene Ontology annotation, molecular function: metal ion binding. The record is from RefSeq and is a predicted model, not a curated record. Lineage: Eukaryota; Fungi; Ascomycota; Sordariomycetes; Sordariales; Sordariaceae.